Molecule: messenger RNA, 3794 nt
Organism: Menidia menidia (Atlantic silverside)
Lineage: Eukaryota; Metazoa; Chordata; Actinopteri; Atheriniformes; Atherinopsidae
Source: the annotation of a GenBank genome assembly
CGGCACAUGUCAUUAGGAGGGACUGUAAAGAGGAGAAGCAGUUGGUGGUGCUCACAUAAAGGGCCCGUGGGCUUCUGCAUCCUUUUAAGUGUUAGUAAUAAAACGCAGUCACCACCUCCCGGGGAACUCUCGGCCAAUGGGAAUCCUCGGAGAAAACUUUUAUGUGUCCUCCGAAAAGGCUUGAGCAUCCCCCUGCACAGCUCCUCGGUCAGUCCGUCAACAUGCGCAGGUAGGACCGACUUCAAGGAAGGGAAUCUUUACGUCCGUGGCCGCUUUAGCUCCGAUAUCUGACUGCUGAGUGCCUCUUUGCCAAGACCUGCCUGUGUCCCAUCACAGCCUGAAGAGGAACAUGGCCUCCUACCGCUCUGGUCCUAAGAGACAGCAACUGUUGGGAAACUCCCACCUAUCCGUGGUUCUUCUGAGUCUCCUCCUGGCUCCGGCAUUUGGACAACUAGACCUCAACCGUCUGGAUGGCGAUACCGUCUGCCCCACGAUGAGAAACGGACAGGACGACCUUCCAGGUUUCGAUCUGAUCACCCAGUUCCAGCUGGACGUGAUUCCCCUGAAAGGUGUGAGGAAGGUGGACGGCUCCACCCCCCUCCAGGUGGCGUAUCGCCUCGACAGGGAGGCCAACUUUCAAAUUCCAACCAUGCUUAACUUCCCUCGAGGUUUCCCGGACGAGUACUCCUUCAUGACCACUUUCCGCAUGAUCAAGAACACCGUCAACAAGGUGUGGAACGUCUGGCAGAUCGUGGACGAGGACGGCAACAAGCAAGCCGGACUGCGGCUGAACGGGGACCAGCAGGCCCUGGAGUACUUCCUGAUGGGCGCCGACGGGACCCUGCAGACCGUCACCUUCCCCGGCCUGUCCGUGCUGUUCAACACCAAGUGGCACAAGGUGAUGAUCGGCGUGGAGCGGGAGCAGGUCACGCUGUACGUGGACUGCCAGCCCGUGGACCAGAAACCCAUCAAGGACAAAGGACCCAUCAACACGGAGGGAGACACCCUCAUCGGCAGGCUGGACUCCGAUCCCGAGGCCUCCGUGGUGUUUGAGCUCCAGUGGAUGCUGAUUCAUUGCGACCCGAAGAGAGCCCAGAGAGAAAGCUGCAAUGAGCUUCCGGCCACUGAGGUACAAUGUAUGCCAAUGCUGAGCCUGACAGAUCAGUUCAGGGUCCCCCGGGUGCCCCCGGCCCUGAGGGCCCCCGUGGGGCUCCAGGAGAAAAUGGAAGGGAUGGAAGAGAUGGCAGCAAAGGGGAGAAGGGAGAGGUCGGCCUUCCUGGUCAGAGAGGCAUUCCCGGACUUCCAGGAGCUAUUGGUUCUCCAGGUUCAAUGGGUCCCAGAGGACCUGGACUUCCUGGCUUCCCUGGGCCUGCAGGGCCCCCUGGUCCAGCCACUGAAGGACCUCCUGGUCCUCCAGGAAAAGCAGGAAUUCCAGGAGACGAAGGAAACAUCGGACCUGAGGGCCCGCCUGGACCCAGAGGAGGGGCCGGUACUCCUGGGCCUCCUGGUCCUCCUGGUCCACCAGGGCCUGUGGGACCGCCUGGUGCCAGCAAUGAGGGGAGUGGGGAAGCUUGUCCUGCUGCCUGCCCGGCCGGACCCCAGGGGUUACACGGUCUGCCGGGGAUGAAGGGACACAAAGGACUGGCAGGGGAGCCGGGAAAAGAUGGAGAGCCAGGAGAGAAGGGAGAUGCUGGAGAUCCAGGUUCCCAGGGGCCACCAGGUCGUAUGGGCGAUGAUGGACAAAGAGGACCCAUCGGAUUUCCUGGAACCCCCGGAGAAAAGGGAGACAGAGGUCCUCCUGGUUAUAAUGGCAUCACUGGACCCACCGGCCCACCUGGAGCUCCUGGUGUGGAAGGAAUCCGUGGACGUCAGGGUUUGCCAGGGCCUAAGGGAGACGAUGGUGCUGUGGGACCUAAAGGAGAUCAAGGUAUUCAAGGGGAGCAAGGAGAAGUUGGAGAGCCUGGCAAAGAUGGCCUGGAUGGGCUUCCUGGAGCUGACGGAGCUAAGGGAGAGUCUGGAACACCAGGAGCAGUUGGCAUUAGGGGGAUUGUGGGUAUUCCGGGGCUGCCAGGGAAGCAGGGAGUAGUUGGACCUCCCGGUGAAAAGGGUGAAGCAGGUGCUGAGGGACCCAUCGGCCCAGUUGGACUUCCUGGGAAAGCAGGCGAGCCCGGAACAGACGGACUAGAUGGAGACCCUGGAGAAAAAGGAGCCACUGGGGGAACAGGAAAACAGGGUCCAAUCGGGCCAGCUGGUCCACCAGGAAUCCAGGGUGACAAAGGUGAUAAAGGUAACACUGGUGCCAAAGGAAUGAAGGGCCAUACUGGGCACAAAGGUGACCAGGGACCUAUUGGACCAGAGGGACAAAAAGGAAGCCAGGGGGACCCUGGUACGCAAGGAGAUACAGGGGUCAAAGGAGAUCAGGGCCCUCCUGGUGUGACUGGAAUCAAAGGCGAGCGUGGUGAAAAGGGCCAAACGGGAUCGACAGGAGCUGAUGGCAGACCUGGCCAACCAGGACAUGAAGGUGUGUCGGGACCCAUGGGAGCUCGAGGGUUGGAGGGAGAACCAGGCCUCCCUGGAGCACCGGGCCCAAGGGGUUUACCUGGCCCCAAAGUGGCUGACGAAAAACUCCGGGAAAUGUGCUCAGCUGUUGUUGAAGAGCAAUUAGAAGAGUUCAUGAAAGAGCUCCUGAAGAGGCCAGCGCCCAUCGGUGCCCCAGGAACCCCCGGACCAGCAGGACCUCCUGGAUCCCCGGGACCAGCUGGAGUGGCAGGAGCAGAAGGGACUCCGGGCCCAAUGGGUCCUAAAGGUCAUCCAGGUUACUUUGGACUUCCAGGUGCACCUGGAAUGAAAGGGGAAGCUGGGGCGAAGGGAGAGAAGGGAGACAAGGGAGAGGACGGUGUGGGAAUCAAAGGCGGCCCAGGCACCCCCGGAGCUCCAGGUGCUCCGGGCGCCCCUGGCGUUGGAAAGGACGGCCAGAACGGGGAGCGCGGUGAGAGUGGAAGUCCUGGCAUUCCGGGGGCUACUGGUCAGCGGGGCCCCUCGGGCCCGCCGGGCCUCUGUGACCCGUCGACCUGUAUAAGCAGGCUCCAGCCCCUCUAUAUGGUCAGCGGUAAGAAAUCUGCGUCCUACAAGAACCCGUGAGGCGGCCCGGCUCAGUGACACUCUCCAGAUCUCCGGCCGCCAGCGAACACGUCUCAGUGGCGCCUCGAUCUCCAGCAACUCCAUCGGGACGACGGAUGGAAGAGACUCAAAAGGGAAACCCAGACCAAACGCAACUGUACAGUACUGUAAAGACACUUUUACUCGUGAUUUUUAUGCAUCGUAAACACAUCACUGCUACAGAUGGCGAGCAACCUCCACGACUGACGGCGGGCCCGAGGUCCGUGAGCUGUCUGACACAAAUACAGACUUUUGACCAUUGCUGACCCCAGCAAUUUGCAUUUUUAAAUCUAUCCUGUUGCCUAUCACGCCCGUGCUCCACGAUGAAGCUCAGUGAAGUUACCAAGCAGCUCGUUUUGCUUUGCCUGGUUAAAUGAAUGAUCGCCGCCCGUCUAUCAGAUUGACCCACCCUUUAAAAAAGUCCUGAGCCCAGUCCAGCUAAGUGGAGCCACGUUUAAAAGAUGCUGACCUCUCACACCAGACCCGUGCCUACAUCUCCGGCAGUUUUUCUUUUUCAUUUCAGAUCAUCUAGUCCCUGUGUUUUGUCCCAGUAAUGUUCUUUUUCAUACAGCGUAAUAAAAUGUGAUGUUUUGGAAGUGUUGCACACUGCUGUAUUAAAAAACAAAAAAAAAACA